This is a messenger RNA of Nematocida homosporus, 1200 nucleotides long. RefSeq lists its product as uncharacterized. Gene Ontology annotation, molecular function: nucleic acid binding. NCBI's taxonomy places the organism in Eukaryota, Fungi, Microsporidia. The transcript has a single exon. The coding region runs from base 1 to 1200 and encodes 399 amino acids. Gene Ontology annotation, biological process: DNA integration. The record is from RefSeq and is a predicted model, not a curated record.
AUGGCACGAGGACGUUUAAACAAACAAGGCAUUAGCAAUCUUAUUAACUACUUGAAUGGGGAGUGCACUCCUUCACUCCAAAACCUAUCGGCCUCCCAAUGGUGCCGGUUUAAGACUCGCGCUGAGAGCUUUCGCCUGGACAAGGACACGCUCUAUUACUACAAUGCACGGACUGGCCGCUUGCUCCAGCCCAUUGCUUACGACGAUGAGGAGCAGCUGAAGAGAAUCUUCCAUGAGUUACACGAUCUUCAUAACCAUCCCGACGCCACUACUCUCUAUACGAUCUUGCGAGAGAAGUAUAUUGGGGUUUCACGCAAGAAGCUCCAAGAACUAGUGAUGACCUGUUCGAUUUGCAGGGCUCGGAUAUCACCAAAGCAAACUACUGUUUCGCGGCCGAUUGUCUGCCAUAUGCCCUGGUGGCAUGUGCAGGUCGAGUACAUUGACAUGCGGCUGCAUAGGUCUGCUAAUCGAGGGUAUAGGUGGAUAUUAGUUGUUCUGGAUAUCUACUCUGGGCAUCUAAUCGCGUGGCCUUUAAGGCUAAGAUCAAUGGCCUGUGUGUAUGAUGCACUCCUUCAUAUAUUUAAUAGACGCGGCACGCCGCACAUCUUGCAGACAGCCAAUAGUAACGAGUUUCUUGAUCCGAUGUUCAAGAGUUAUAUGGAUGCACUUGGAAUUAGACACAUGUACCUACGCUGCGAGCGCCUACAAAACCUGGAACAAGUGCGAGAAGCGGCUCGAAUAAUAUUGCAAGCGCUGUGCCAAGAGCAGAGUUCCACCCCCGAUGAAAAUUCAGGCAAUACGUUAAUAAGUUGGUUAGAUCGGCUUGAUAGUGUUGUAGUUGCUUUGAAUCAACAAAAGGGGUAUGCGCCAACUGCCUCCCAUGAAGCAACAGAAGAGCUGGGUCUUGGUUGGAGUAGCGCACAAAACAAAGAGAAUGCUACCGCCCGGCACAAAGCCAGAUAUUCCGACUCCGAAGAAGAUGAGGUAUUUGAAAUAGAGUCUGCCUCCGAUAGCAUAUGUGCUAGCAUGCCGGAAUCAUGUGAGCAAGUACCCAAACCCGACUUAGUAUAUCAAUGGGGAUAUCUAAAUCUGCUGGAUCAGGACUGUAAUGUCAGUGAAAACGCACCACACCCCACGGCCGGAGAUAAGGUGGCAAAUACCAAAAAUCAUAACAAUAAGACGGGUCCAAACAAACAUUGA